AUGAAGGCACGUCGUCGUUUGGCGCUGCACAAACACCAGCAGUCGCCUUCCAAUUCACACAAAGAGCGCGGUGAGAAGGCUGCGCUCGCGGCGGCCAUGAUGUCGGCCGCACCAUCGCCUCGUGUCAUCAACGCUGCGCCCUCGCUCGAAAAGGCCGAAAUGUACGGCAUCGACGACAACCGUCCCGUUUUUAGUCGGGCCAUGGCCCUCGCUGGUCGCAUGUUCAUUGAGACCAUCCCGCAAUGGUUGGCCAUUGGCGCCAUGCUGUCGCUAAUAUUCGGCGGUUGCUGCUCCAACGUCUUUGCGCUUGAGUCCAUCAUCAAGGUCGAGCCUGCAAGUGGAACGCUUUUGACUUUCGUUCAGUUCCUCUUCGUGGCUGCCAUUGGGCUUCCCGAGCAGUUCGACCCGAAGCGCCCGCCGUUCUUCCUCAAGCCGAAUAAGGUUCCAAUUCGUCGAUGGCUCGUCAACAUUAUUCUGUUCUUCAGCAUAAAUGUCCUCAACAACCAUGCUUUCAGCUAUGAUAUUUCUGUUCCGGUGCACAUCAUUCUGCGCUCGGGAGGUAGCAUCACAACAAUGAUUGCGGGGAGCUUGUAUGGCAAGAGAUACUCGCGGAUUCAAAUUGUUGCAGUGAUCCUCCUUACCGUCGGCGUUAUCACGGCUGCGUGGUCUGAUGCGCAGACCAAGGGGACGCCGACAGCUGAUAAACCCUCCAGCGCCGCAAGCUUUGGGACUGGGCUUGCGAUCUUAUUCAUUGCCCAGGUCCUGUCGGCCAUCAUGGGCCUUUACACUGAGGAGACAUACCGCAGAUAUGGGCCGCAGUGGAAGGAGAACUUGUUCUACUCGCAUCUUCUAUCCCUGCCUCUGUUCCUGCCCUUCCUCCCUUCCCUUACUAAGCAAUUCAUGAAGCUGGCCAACAGCGCGCCUCUCCAGCUUCCAACUCCGCAACUCUCGCUAGAAGAGUACCCUAACCUUGCGCCGAGCAUUCAGCGGGCGAUAGAGAGGAUCAAGAUUCCCAACCAGCUCUUCUACCUGGCGCUCAAUGUGCUGACUCAAUAUGCGUGUAUUCGAGGCGUCAACCUCCUGGCCGCCGCAUCCUCGGCCUUGACGGUGACGAUUGUGCUCAACAUCCGCAAACUGGUGAGCCUGCUGCUGAGUAUCUGGCUGUUUGGCAACCGGCUGGCAUUCGGGACACUCGUGGGCGCCGUAAUUGUCUUCUUUGCCGGAGGCCUAUACUCCCUCGAUGGGAAACGGAAGCCUCCCAUGAGAAGGGUGGCUCCCCGAUCCUGA
Molecule: messenger RNA, 1287 nt
Organism: Thermochaetoides thermophila DSM 1495
Lineage: Eukaryota; Fungi; Ascomycota; Sordariomycetes; Sordariales; Chaetomiaceae
Exons: 3
Coding region: 1-1287 (428 amino acids)
Biological process (GO): transmembrane transport
Cellular component (GO): Golgi membrane; endoplasmic reticulum membrane
Molecular function (GO): UDP-N-acetylglucosamine transmembrane transporter activity
Source: RefSeq, a predicted model, not a curated record